Messenger RNA from Debaryomyces fabryi, 1665 nucleotides. RefSeq names its product flavin-containing monooxygenase. The record is from RefSeq and is a predicted model, not a curated record. The coding region runs from base 1 to 1665 and encodes 554 amino acids. The transcript has a single exon. Gene Ontology annotation, molecular function: flavin adenine dinucleotide binding; N,N-dimethylaniline monooxygenase activity; NADP binding. Lineage: Eukaryota; Fungi; Ascomycota; Pichiomycetes; Serinales; Debaryomycetaceae.
AUGUCAGUACUUCAACUUACUAAGCAAUCGCACAACGAACCUUACAAGUUUAGGAUCAAUCAUGAAGAUGCGCAAGCUGUGCUAGGACCCUAUGCAAAAACUCCCGAAAACGACACUUUACCGGAAAUUCACACAAGGUCAAAUGUUGCUAUAUUAGGAGCUGGUUUCUCGGGUAUAGCAUCUGCAUUAGCAUGUUUGAAGAAUUUGAAUGAGACUGAUUUUGUCGUAUUUGACAAGCACGAUAAUUAUGGUGGUACAUGGUAUGCCAAUACUUAUCCUGGUUGUGCGUCAGAUAUCCCAGCUGUAUGGUACUCAUUUUUCAGUGAGCUUAACAAUAACUGGAGUAGAUUACAACCUCCACAAUAUGAGAUGGAGGAAUAUAUCUUGACUGUAUGCAAGAAGUAUGAUUUAUUUAAGUAUGCUAAGUUCAAGACUAUCAUCACUGCACUCGAUUAUAACGACGAAGAAGGUACAUGGACAUUGACGGGUAGAAACCUUACCAACGGACAACUUAUAAAGCAUACAUCAAAAAUUAUUCUUUGUUGCCAAGGUGGUUUAGUGACUCCACAACAAUUGAUUGUUCCAGGAAUUGGCACCUUCAAGGGCGAGUAUCUCCAUUCAGCCUUGUGGGAUCAUAAUGUUUCUUUCAAGGGAAAGAAAGUCGUUGUUGUUGGUAAUGGGUGUUCUGCAAAUCAACUUGUUCCAGCGUUGUUAAGGGAUUAUGAACCUGAGAGCAUUGUGCAAAUAGUGAGGUCAAAGCACUACAUUAUGCCACCUCUUCCGAAGUUUGUUCAUUUUACAUACAGACUUUUAUCAUUUUCACGAGUAGGACUAGUUUUUGUUCGUUGGUUGAUAGCUUUCUUUGCUGAAGCUAGAUUUCCCUUAUACAAGGGUAACGGUAUCUUGGCAAGAAUAGUACGUUGGGUUAACACGCAAUAUUCAUUACUUUACAUGAAAUCGACAUGUCCCAAAAAGUUUCAGCCUAUGGUUAUUCCUGAUUAUAAGAUUGGAUGCAAACGUCUUAUAUUUGAUUACUCCUAUUUACCCUCAUUGCAUGAUCCUCGUGUAGAUGUUACAAACGAAUCCAUCGAUCAUGUCGAUGAGCACUCAGUAGUCUUGAAAAAUGGUGAAGUUCUUGAAGCUGAUAUAAUUGUUGCUUGUACAGGAUACGAUGUUCUUCAAAGUUUCGGUAACUAUAAGAUAAAAGGACGUCAAGGUACUGAUGUUUCCCAAGUCUGGAAGGAAGAAGGAACUUCUGCUUAUGAAACUAUUCUUAUCAGGGACUGUCCCAACUUAUUUAUGAUUGGAGGUCCAAAUUCUGCUACAGGUCACUCAUCUGUUGUUUUGGCGAUUGAGAAUGGAUGUAAAUAUUUUGCCAAAGUGGCACCAAAGGUCUUAUCUGGGGCAUACAAGUCUGUUUGUGUCAAGACCCUGAGCUACUACAACUGGUUCCAUACUACCCAAAAGGAAUUAGCCAAGUCUGUGUUUGGAACUAAGUUUGGUGGAUGUGCUUCAUGGUACGCAGAGGGGGGAAUAAAUUCCACCACGUAUCCAUACUCCCAGGUGUCGUACUGGUGGAGAAUGAGACAUCCAAAGUGGAAUGACUUGGAAGUUGAAACCCCAUACGACUUGAACAAGGCAGGAUCGAAGACCAAGGCCGCAUAG